CAAAACUAGCCGUUACCCGCCCUCCACCUUUAUUCCUUCAUAGUUCUCGUCGACAAUCGCCAUUUCCGCUCUCUUCGCAAAAGCAAACUCAAUCGAUAACUUUGUUUCUCGCAACUUCGAAUUGGAGAACCGAUUAGAGACUCUUGCCUUUGUUUCUUUCGUUAUGGCGUCCAAAACAGCAGCAAAAGAUAUCAUCACGCUCAGAGGCUCCGCCGCCAUUGUCAGCGAGUUCUUCGGUGUGGUUUGGUACAGUAUACUGUACAAUCGCGCGGUUUAUCCAGAAGAGAGCUUUGCCAGGGUCAAGAAAUAUGGGCUUCCCAUGCUGCUCACUAAGGAUGAAGGUGUUAAAUCCUUUAUUUCCAAUCUUAAUGCUCAGUUGUCAGAAUGGCUGGAAGCUGGGAAGUUGCAGAGAGUUGUUCUAGUGAUAAUGAGCAUGAAUACUGGCGAGGUUCUAGAGAGGUGGAAUUUCAGCAUUGAGACUGACAAUGAGGUUGUGGAGAAAGGGGUUUCCAGGGAGAAGAGUGAUAAAGAGAUCAUGAGAGAGAUACAGGCAAUCAUGCGCCAGAUUGCCUCCAGCAUUACUUACUUGCCAUGCCUGGAUGAACAAUGUGUAUUUGAUGUCUUGGCAUACACGGAUACUGAUGUAGCCGUCCCUUUUACUUGGAUGGAGAGUAGCGAUGCCAAACUGAUUGCCAACCCACAAAUGGUGAAGUUGCAUUCUUUUGAUACCAAGAUUCACAAGGUGAACACUCUUGUUUCGUACAAGAACGAUGAAGAAGAAUUGGAUGAUGAAGAGUAGACACGGAUCAGCAGAGCUCUCUCCCGAAUUGUUUCGAGAUUGGUUUCUUGUUUUCCCUUCCCCUGCAUCUUCUGCUGUGAAUCUUUUAUUCACAUUUUUUAAAGAGUUACGCAUAAGGGUUGUAGAAAUGACUACUUUGUAACUGUUCUUGACUCUCCAUCGAGAUGAAGUUUGGUGUCUGUUAUUGUAAUGAGAAAGGAACCAUGUGUACGAAUCGUUCUUUGCUGUUUUCCAUAUCUCAGAAGGACCCCAAAAAGCUGGACCAUUUCUAUUGUUCUGAUAACAAGCACAUAAUCUAGAUAUAGCUUAUUGUUCUAAUAAAAGAUGAUUGACUUAUUAUUAUACUUUGAACUCUUAUCCAUCAUACCAAGUUGUCACAAUCGUGACUGA
Messenger RNA from Linum tenue, 1189 nucleotides. Lineage: Eukaryota; Viridiplantae; Streptophyta; Magnoliopsida; Malpighiales; Linaceae. The record is from the annotation of a GenBank genome assembly.